GACGAAGAAGCGACAACAGAACGGGGGCUGUUUACCUGCGGAAGAAGAGACCCUCUGUUUUGGCAGAUGGCAGAGCACCUUGAAGAAGGGGUGCUGACGGAGGGUCCCGAGGACCCGGCCAUCGCGCAGGAAGGAGACCACACCAUCCGAGGCCGUCUUGUCCUGACGGCGGCGUCCUCUGAGGAAAGCGUGGAGCAGGGCGAAGAAGUUCCCCUGCUUGACGUCAACCCUCUGGUUCGCUUCCCGUUGCUGCUGUUCAACCUCACGCUGUGCCUGGCCGGCAUGGGGUUGACCGCCGUGUCUGCGCUGUUGCUGCUGCAGUCCCUGCAGUGGCGCGAGGACAUCCAGGCCCUGCGACUGGGCGGCCUGGGCGCCCUGCUCAUGUCGCAUCUCGAGCUGGCGCUGCUCGCUGCCGGACUCGUGCUGAGCGCCGUCUCGUGCUGCGGCUGCGUCGGGGCUCUGCGCGAGAACGCCUGCCUGCUGCGCGCCUACUCGCUCGCCCUGCUGUGCCUCAUCAUGGCGGCCACGGCGCUGGGCACGCUCGUGCUUGUCAUGCCAGCCGGUGCCAAGAGGGUCGUGCAGAGAACGCUGUCGGCUACACUGGUGGUGCACUACCGUGACUCCCCAGACGCCCAGCAGCUGGUGGACGCCGUGCAACGCCACCUGAGCUGCUGCGGAAUGACAAGCAAGAGCUUCAGGGACUGGAACGACAAUAUGUACGUGGCGUCUAUACUUCCCUAUACGGCGUUUUGUCGUGCGUCAUCGUCAUCGGCAUGUGUCAAGCUACUUCAACUGCAGCGCGGAGAACCCGAGCCACGAACGCUGCUCGGUGCCGCACUCGUGCUGCAAGAACAACGCGAGCCUCCUGGCGAAGCCGUUGACGGCGGCCGGCUUCCACUGCGGCCGGGGCGUGCUCAACAUGAGCGACUACGAGGCCUGGUUCCACAUCAACUGGAACAACUGCGCCGACGCGGCGCUGCACGCGCUGCGCACGCACGCGCUCGCCGUGUGCGGCGGCUGCCUGGCGCUCUCCCUCGGGCUCGCCUUCCUCGACGCGCUGGCGCACACCACGCGCGCCGAGAUCGCGCUCAUACGCGACUACUACGCGCGCCGAGGGCUGUGACCACGCGUUCGGCGGGGACGCUUUUCUCUGAAGGGGCAGCAAGCACUCAAUACCCGAGAGCCUCUUGCUUUGCCGGCACGCACGGCCAUUCUAUUUCUUUAUGUUCGGAACGCCUCAUUAAAUAGUACAAUCUUCCGACGGUUGCUUAAA
Dermacentor albipictus is the source of this 1273-nucleotide messenger RNA. Its product is annotated as tetraspanin-33-like. The record is from RefSeq and is a predicted model, not a curated record. Lineage: Eukaryota; Metazoa; Arthropoda; Arachnida; Ixodida; Ixodidae. Gene Ontology annotation, cellular component: plasma membrane.